AAUGAUUAUUGUAUUUGUAUCUAUCCGUCGGCGCUCCGUCCCCAGGUUUCUCGAGCUAAUAACAAGACAAAAAAAAAUAAUCUGAACAAGAGCCUUCUGUGUUUCUUCAUUUCAUAUUAUAAAAAGAAACACCAACUCUCAUCUCUUGUCUCUUCACCUCUUAUCUCUCUCUCUCUAGCUAGUCUCCACAAGCUCUAUGCCUCAAGUCGAUCAUGAAGCCUUCGCCGAUGACCCGAAAACUCGACCUUACAACUCCGCCGCGAGUCCGGCUGAUUUUCCGCCGGAAUCUUAUUUCUUGUCCAAAGAUGCUCAGCUCGAGUGGCUCACCGACAACGCCUUCUUCGACCGUAGAGAAUCGCAUAGAGGAAACUCAGUGAAUAAUAUCAACUCGAACCCUAGCUCUCAACGGUACUCCAAAGCGUCCAUCAUCGGUUUGCCGAAGCCGCAGAACACGUGCUUAAACGAGGCCAAGCAGCGGAGAAACGUCGGCAAAACCGAUAAAAACAAGAACCGUACGGGGUUCUUGAAACGGGUCGGGUCACGAACGAAGACGGAUCUUUCGCUUCUUCGCGAGCCUUCUUCUCCUAAUGUCUCGUGCAUGGGUAGAGUGAGAUCCAAAAGAGAACGUAGCCGCCGUAUGCAACGUCAAAAAUCGGUUCGACCGGAGAAGCCAAACCGGGUCAAGAAACCCGGGUUUAUGGCGAGUUUCAGAGCUAUCUUUCGUAUAGGAGGCGGCUGCAAACACGCGCCAUCCCGUGGGACGCACACACCGCCGAGUAGGGCACGUGGUGACAUCAGGAGCCGGCUUCCACCGGAAAAUGUUGAACCGGGAGCUUCCGGUUUGGGUGGGAUGACCCGGUUCGCUUCCGGAAGAAGAGGGGAUUUGUUAGGUGGGGUUGUUGACGUGUCGUGACAAGUGUAAUGUUAGUGAUUGGUUGGUUUUGGUGGGACCUGUUUUAACUGUUGUUGUGUUUGAAAUAUCGUUGGCGCUGACGCGGCAAAGUGGUUUAACGUUCUUCAGGAACACACGGCAACGCGAUGGCGGUGAUUCUUAUCCACCAACCACACCUUGUACUGUUUAUGUAGAUUUUUUCACAUUAUAAUCAUUGAUAUUUCUUUUUUUUUAUUAUUGUAAAUUGUUAUAGAAAUACAUUUGUAUUUAUUAAUCAGUCAAAGCAUACUUCUACCACCACUAGACUAAUGGUAAUUUCAGUUAUAUUAUUAGAACGAAGGAAGUCAAAUUAGCAAUCAAGCAGUUCAUGGAAAAUAUUCGAACAUCUUGUGAAGUUUUCGACUCUUUCACAAAGAUUAAUUUGAAAAGAAAAUCUGCAACUUAAUCUUUGUGAAAGAGUCAAAACCUUCACAAGAUGUUGAAUAUUUCACAAGUUGUAGAAAGAUUAAUUAAGUUGUAGAUUUUCUUUUUCUCUCUUUUCAAAAAAAAAAGAAAAAAGAUUUUAUUUUCUAGUUCCAAUCAUUGAUGUACAUUAUUUUCUUGAGAAAUAAUUCAAAUAUUUAGUUGAUUAACUAUUGUGAUUGACCACUAGACUAAUAUUAUCCCUAUGUUUGAAUGGUUUAUUUUUUAUUUUCCAAUAAUGAUAUUAAUACCAUUUUCCUUUCUCACACAUAUUAAAUAUAAAUGUAAUUAUUUUAUUCAAAUAUUUUUCUGUAAAAACAAAAUUAGAUUAAUUAAAGUAUAAAAUCUGAAUUUUUUAAAUACAAGAAAAAAAAAUCUAAAACGUCAAAAUAAAAACCAGUAAUUUUUGAGGAAUGUUCUUUGUUUGUGAUGCCAAAGCGACAAAGUCUUUGUAAGGUAAAUUUCCACCAAAAGUGUCCAAGGCACUUCCAACUGUUACAUCAUCCAUCAUCGUCACGCCUCCCCCAUAAGUUUACUGGAAUUUUUUUUUUUUUUUGAGAAUUUUUUUACUGGAAUAUGUUGGGUCAUCUAAUUCUAUGUCUCCAUUUUGAAGCAUAGCAAAUACAUUCAAAUUGAAUUCUGGUUUUACAAACAUCAAAAGCAAAGCAUCAUCAAUUUGCCCAAGCGAGUAGAGUACAGUUGAUUUUUGAAAACGGGUGUGUUGCUCACCGGUGAGUAGUUGACAUGUUUCAUCUUCAAGUAGAGCACUGUUUUGUUUUGUAGUAGUAUUGUCUCUGUACAUUUUUCCCAUUUCAAUCAUAUAAGUGUAUUCUUUUUUUUUUGAAACACAUUAUCAUUUAAGUAUAUUCUUUUUCUUGUUUUCGUUGUAAAUUGUUAACGAAGUCCGGUUUAGCUUACCAAAUGAGACUUCUGUUUCUUCUCGUCACUUGUAUCUAUAUAUAAGCUUAGACCCAAUCAAUCUAUCAAAACACAUCUGAUGUUGACGAAUAUGAGAUAUGAUUGAAACCAAGUUAGGUUAUUUUUUGUUAUAACAUUUUUUUUAAUCUUCUUUCAAUAUUUAGAUUGAUGCAAGCAGAUUUGUUUAUAUGCUUCACAAAAAAGAGCCACAGAGAGAUAAUUAAACAAGACAAUGAAAGUUGUGUUUCUACAUCUCAUUCCAUAUAGCUGAUGUACAUAGGGAAUGGAGUAAAAGCAGAAACCACAUAUUCAUAAGUAAAAAUCGACGUAAAGAUCCAUAAUGAGCUGAAAAGGUUGAUAAGUGUAAAAACAACAGAUAUAAACUACAUCGUUGCAUUAAACCAAUAACAUCCA
This is a messenger RNA of Brassica rapa (field mustard), 2686 nucleotides long. RefSeq lists its product as uncharacterized. The record is from RefSeq and is a predicted model, not a curated record. NCBI's taxonomy places the organism in Eukaryota, Viridiplantae, Streptophyta, Magnoliopsida, Brassicales, Brassicaceae.